AUGAAGAUGCAGUACAAGCUUGUCGCCAUCUCCGCCCUCGCGGCCACUGCCUUUGCGCAGAAUCAGAGCGCCAGCGCCAGCCAGAGCGUGGAGGACCUCGUCUCCGUCAUCUCCGUCCUACAAACCGCCCUCCCCUCCUCCCUUAUUCAAGAAGCGCUCACCAACUCGGCCGCUGUCUCCAGCGAAAUCGCCUCCGAGUUCUCAGCCGGCUCAACGCCUGCGUGGUUCACCGCGCUCCCCUCAGACGUUCAGACAUACCUCGUGCCCGUCGCGAGCUUUCCCAACGCGACUGGCUCUGUCAUCUCCGCUGGACCAACCAACUCUGCAAACUCCACCGGUAACUCGACCACCCUCUCACGAACCUCUACUCGCGGCCCAACGACCAUCACCAGCACUGCUACGAACUCUGGAUCGGGUAGUGGUAGCAACAACGGCGCUUCGGCGACGCAGGGCGAGAGCUCAUCUUCUACCGGUGGUGCGUCGAUGCCGACGAACAUCAUGGGAUUGGGACUUGCCGGUGCUGUUGGCUUGGUCGGUGUGUUGGCCUUGUAA
Messenger RNA from Zasmidium cellare ATCC 36951, 552 nucleotides. RefSeq lists its product as uncharacterized. The transcript is spliced from 2 exons. NCBI's taxonomy places the organism in Eukaryota, Fungi, Ascomycota, Dothideomycetes, Mycosphaerellales, Mycosphaerellaceae. The record is from RefSeq and is a predicted model, not a curated record. The coding region runs from base 1 to 552 and encodes 183 amino acids.